Messenger RNA from Actinia tenebrosa (Australian red waratah sea anemone), 2097 nucleotides. RefSeq names its product high-affinity choline transporter 1. Lineage: Eukaryota; Metazoa; Cnidaria; Anthozoa; Actiniaria; Actiniidae. The record is from RefSeq and is a predicted model, not a curated record. Gene Ontology annotation, cellular component: plasma membrane. Gene Ontology annotation, molecular function: choline:sodium symporter activity. Gene Ontology annotation, biological process: choline transport; acetylcholine biosynthetic process; transmembrane transport.
UAUUCCUUUCUAUUUAAAUAGAUGGCUGUUUUUAUUGCUGGAGUAGUGGGCAUUAUCGUUUUUUAUGUCAUCAUACUUGGACUUGGUAUAUGGGCUGCACAAAAGAAAAAACAAGGAGAAGAGGAGACGAUCCUGGCAGGACGAUCCAUUGGAGCAGCACUGGGAACCUUUACUUUGACAGCAACUUGGGUUGGUGGAGGAUACAUCAAUGGUACUGCUGAGGCUGUUUAUGAUAAAGGUCUUAUAUCUGCUCAAGCACCUUGGGGAUAUGCAACAAGUCUUGCCCUAGGUGGAAUGUUCUUUGCAAAAAUCAUGCGUAGACGAAACUACGUAACCAUGCUCGAUCCCUUCCAGGAGAAGUAUGGUACUARGAUGGGAGGUCUUCUGUUUUUCCCUGCCUUAUUGGGCGAGAUCUUUUGGAGUGCUGCCAUAUUGUCCGCACUUGGUUCUACCGUCAGUGUUGUAAUUGGUCUUGGAAAACAGCUAUCCAUCAUUGUAUCUGCWUGUAUAGCUGUGCUGUAUACUCUAGUUGGUGGUCUGUAUUCGGUUGCUUAUACUGAUGUUAUUCAGCUCCUUUGCAUAUUUAUCGGACUGUGGCUGAGUAUCCCAUUUGCAAUGACAAAUAAGGCAGUGACCAAAAUAUCUACAACAGCCCCAAUGUGGAUGGGUGAAUGGCCAGUGAACUACGGAUACUGGCUUGACCAUGCAAUGCUUCUGGUAUUUGGAGGCAUUCCUUGGCAGGUGUAUUUUCAACGAGUGCUUGCUUGUAAAACUCCAGCCAAGGCACAAUUCCUGUCGUUUGCUGGUGCAUUUGGUUGUGUGAUCAUGACAAUCCCAGCUGUUUUAAUCGGAGCUAUUGGUGCAUCAGCUGACUGGAGGCAAACAAGCUACUAUGAUGCCCCCAUUAACGUCACACUGACAAACAAUUCCGACCCCCUCAAGCCACAUGGACUGCUUAUUCUCCCAUUGGUUCUACGUCAUCUUACUCCUAACUACAUUGCUUUCUUUGGYCUUGGAGCCAUUUCUGCUGCUGUCAUGUCAUCAACGGACUCCAGUAUCUUAUCAUGCAGCAGCAUGUUUUCACACAACAUUUACAAGGCAGUCUUCAGGCCAAAAGCCACCAGUCGUGAGUUGCUCUGGGUGAUUCGAGUGUCCAUAUUGGUGGUUGGUACUCUGGCUACCUUGAUGGGACUGACCGUAGACUCGGUGUACUCCCUCUUYGCGCUGUGCAGUGACCUAGUCUACGUGGUUCUCUUCCCUCAGCUAUGCUGUGUCAUCUAUGUGCAACACACCAAUACCUAUGGAUCAUUAGCUGGUUACWUCUUGGGUCUCGUUCUCCGUGUCCUUGGAGGAGAGAAAUUGAUWGGCUUACCACCUGCCGUCAAGUACCCAUACUACUCUGAUGUAUACGGUCAGAUGUUUCCAUUCCGUACCCUUGCGAUGGCUUGCUCUUUCGCCACCAUCUUGGUGGUGUCUUACCUGAUAAGGUACCUGUUCAAGAAGGAAAUUMUUCCGAUGUCGAUGGAUUUCCUAUACUGUUUCCGGGAGUAUGACCUUAAGCACGACAAAGAACCAAAUAUUGUUUCUGCCCAAACAAAAGAUAAGUUUGAAAUGCCAGAGCUUGGUUUUUCUAAUUUGGCUGAAAGUUCUGUAAAACUUCCCAAGGAGUAAAAUCAAUGCACCUUUGAUGAAGUCGCGUGACGUACCACGUAGUAAUGUUUCCAUGUGGAGGUUGAACUUAAACGGCAGCAGAUUCACAGAAAGAAUAUGAAAUCUUCACUCCCAACUUCUAUCUGGAACCAUUGAUUGUCGUCACUAUAUUCAUUUCAGKAAAGGUCAAUCACAUAAAACUUUUGGUAAAUGUUGUCAAACGAAAGUUACAAAUAAUAGUCUUAGCAUUUUAGUGCUUUGGUUUUAAUAACUGCAUGUGCUAUGUAAACUCUUGAUAUGACUGUUGAUAUUAGGAUGUUGUAGUCAGUAUGCAAGCGCAAUACAAAGAAAACGUAAGAUGGUAGUCAGCAAGCGCAAUACAAAGAAAUGGUAAGAUGGUAGUCAGCAGGCGCAAUACAAAGAAAACGUAAGAUGGUAGUCAGCAGG